Gymnogyps californianus (California condor) is the source of this 2587-nucleotide messenger RNA. RefSeq names its product PGAM family member 5, mitochondrial serine/threonine protein phosphatase (gene PGAM5). The transcript has 6 exons. The record is from RefSeq and is a predicted model, not a curated record. Gene Ontology annotation, cellular component: mitochondrion. Gene Ontology annotation, biological process: positive regulation of mitochondrial fission. Bases 1 to 948 code for a protein of 315 amino acids. Lineage: Eukaryota; Metazoa; Chordata; Aves; Accipitriformes; Cathartidae.
AUGUCGUUCCGCCGCGCCUUGGCGCUGGCUGCCUGCGGGCUGGCCGGCGGCUCCGUCCUCUUCUCCGCCGUUGCCGUGGGCAAGCAGCCGGCCCGCGGCGGCGACGCCGAGCCGCGGCCGGGGGGCUCUGCCGCCGCCGUUCCCCCCGCUUCUGCGCCGCCGGGUUUACUGCUGUUGCCGCCCGCCGCCGCCGCCUCCUGCCCGCCGGCUCCCGGCUGGAUCGAGAGACCUGCCGGUACCGGCGGCUACUGGGACAGCAACUGGGACAGACGUGAACCACUGGCUCUUAUCAACCUCAAAAAGAAAAAUCAAGAAACUGGGGAAGAAGAACUUGCCUCACGCUUGGAUCACUGCAAAGCCAAAGCCACCAGGCACAUAUUCCUUAUCCGUCAUUCUCAAUAUAAUUUGGAUGGCCGGGCAGAUAAAGACAGAACUCUGACUCCACUUGGUCGAGAGCAGGCUGAACUGACUGGACACAGGCUGGCAAGCUUGGGAUUAAAAUUUGAUCAGAUUAUCCACUCCUCCAUGACUAGAGCAACUGAAACAACUGAAAUUAUAAGCAAACAUCUGCCAGGAGUCAAAAAAAUUAGUACUGAUCUGCUGAGAGAGGGAGCACCUAUAGAACCAGACCCUCCAGUCUCUCACUGGAAACCAGAAGCUGUGCAGUAUUACGAAGAUGGAGCUCGAAUUGAGGCUGCUUUUCGAAACUUCAUUCAUAGAGCUGAUGCAAAGCAGGAAGAAGACAGCUACGAGAUCUUUGUCUGCCAUGCCAAUGUGAUCCGCUAUAUUGUGUGCAGAGCAUUGCAGUUCCCCCCAGAAGGCUGGCUGCGAAUGUCUCUUAACAACGGCAGCAUAACUCACUUGGUGAUACGGCCGAACGGAAGAGUGGCGCUUCGAACGCUGGGUGACACAGGUUUCAUGCCUCCAGAUAAAAUCACGCGCACCUGAAUGAGCAAAACUGAUGGCUGUCCAGCAGCUGCCUCUAGUCUUUUUGCACUAGUACAUUCAGCUACGGUACCACUAGAUUUUUUUUUUUUUUUUAAAUCUGUUAUGUUGGGGUGUGAUGCUGUCUUAAAAUGUCCUUUAGCCCCUUGCCUCCUUCAUACAUAUUCAUAUCUGCCUUUCAGUCCAGAAAAGAAGAACUGUUUGUAAGCCUGAAGCUGUCCAGUCCUCAAGUAUUCCCCAAAACUCAAAGCUGAGCUGUGGAAUACAAAGAGAUCGAAUGUCUGUGUGCUCAGCAGUUGCGAGAGCACUGCCUUUCCCCACACCCUGCCAUCAAUUUCUAUAACCAAAGCUUGCUCCCGUGGAUAUUUUUCUUGUGCAGGAAAGCAAUUGGUGUGGGAACUGGAAGGAACAGCCUUGUAUCACACUGCACCUAAAACUGAAGACGAGCCAGCUUGUUUCAACUCCUGCAGAAGUGACAACCAGGGUAUUCUGCUGUUCAAAGGACAAAGGGAUAAGGCUUCAGUUUUUGUAAGCUGUCGAGGAUGUAUGUUUAUGUUGUGUCAUUGUUCCCCUCUGCCCCCAAAAAAAGCUCAUGUAAACUGUGCCUGGAGGUUGUAAGCAUAAAGCAAAAAGAGGGUAAAAAAACCAUUUGCCUCAGAGCUGUGGUGCUAGAAUUAACUGCUGCUUAUACUAAGCGUUCCUCCAUCCUCAGGAAGUACUUUAAGCUAUUCUGAACAAUGUUUUUCAGUCUCAUAAAGCCUUUAACUAGAACUUGGUCUGUAGCAGGAUGUAGGGAUGAGUUUGUAGCAGUAAGAUGGAAGGAAAGGAAAGCAGCAAUCCUCUGAAGGUGCUUCCAGUUACUGAAUCUUACAUUUUUGAGUGCUUUCUCCCAUUGAGUUGUAUUUGUCAAUACCUUGCUUUCAGACUAGAGAAAUACCACCACCGAGUUCAAGGUAGCGAUACUUCAGGUCAGAGGUUCUGCAGCAUUGGAGCAAACUGCUGCUUCAAACUACUGCUGCCUGAAUGGUGAAAAAGUAUCAUCUGGGGGGUGGCUUUUCUAGGCCAUGUGUGCGGUACAGACGGCAGGCAGAAUGCUUCAAAAGCGGCUCCUUUGUACAGCUUUGACACUGCUGGACUUGCUCUAGGAAAAAUGCAGGUGGCCAAGAACUAGGUUUCGUUUUUGAGGGGGGGGCUCAGAAGCAUUUCAGCUUAAGGCUGGUUGUUUGCUAGGCACCUGAACCAGUGUAGUAACUUGGCUCACUUAAUACCUGGAAUGCUGAAGAAUUUCACCAUAUGCAUAGUCUGCCUUGGUGACAGAGCACAUACCGUAGGACAGCAGACUUGUUGGUGGACAGGUUCUCUUAUCGCCAAGGAUGUUGAUGAGACCCUAAUAAACUGAGCUGUAUGAAGCAUAAUCAUGGCACACAACCUAGCGAGACAAGGUUUAAUGGCUUGUUUGAUACACAACUGCUACAUCAGGAUGAUUUCAAGGAAACGGGGGGUAGUAGGGAACAAAACAUGAGUGUUGUAGUGCAAGAGGCCACUGUCAUGACGUAUCUCUCAUUGAUGCAAUGAGAAUAAUUUAUCAGUUUUUGUCUAUAACUUUUUAAAAGUUUUGAACAAAAUAACUGGUCUGUCUUUC